This is a messenger RNA of Panicum virgatum (switchgrass), 2483 nucleotides long. RefSeq names its product beta-galactosidase 1-like. NCBI's taxonomy places the organism in Eukaryota, Viridiplantae, Streptophyta, Magnoliopsida, Poales, Poaceae. Gene Ontology annotation, molecular function: beta-galactosidase activity; carbohydrate binding. Bases 1 to 2313 code for a protein of 770 amino acids. The transcript has 15 exons. Gene Ontology annotation, biological process: carbohydrate metabolic process. Gene Ontology annotation, cellular component: vacuole; cell wall. The record is from RefSeq and is a predicted model, not a curated record.
AUGUGGCCCGAUCUGAUCAGGAAGGCCAAGGAAGGCGGCCUCAACACCAUCGAGACCUAUGUCUUCUGGAACGGCCACGAGCCGCGCCGGCGCCAGUACAACUUCGAGGGGAACUACGACAUCGUCAGGUUCUUCAAGGAGAUCCAGCAUGCCGGGAUGUACGCCAUUCUUCGCAUUGGCCCCUACAUCUGUGGGGAAUGGAACUAUGGAGGCCUUCCCGCCUGGCUGCGUAACAUCCCCGGCAUGCAGUUCAGGCUGCACAAUGACCCCUUCGAGCGGGAGAUGGAGACCUUCACCACCCUCAUUGUCGACAAGAUGAAGGACGCCAAAAUGUUUGCGGGGCAGGGAGGCCCGAUCAUCCUCGCCCAGAUUGAGAACGAGUACGGCAACAUCAUGGGCGAGCUGAACAACAACCAGUCUGCGUCGCAAUACAUCCACUGGUGCGCCGACAUGGCCAACAAGCAGAAGAUCGGCGUCCCGUGGAUCAUGUGCCAGCAGAAUCACCAUGUGCCACACAAUGUGAUCAACACGUGCAAUGGAUUCUAUUGCCACGACUGGUUCCCGAAUAGGACAGGCAUUCCCAAGAUUUGGACAGAGAACUGGACUGGCUGGUUUAAAGCCUGGGACAAGCCGGAUUUCCAUCGGUCUGCUGAAGACAUUGCCUUCGCGGUUGCCAGGUUCUUCCAGAAGCGUGGAUCUGUCCAGAACUACUACAUGUACCACGGUGGGACCAACUUCGGGCGAACUUCCGGUGGUCCCUACAUCACAACCAGCUAUGACUACGAUGCGCCUUUGGAUGAGUAUGGUAACAUUAGGCAGCCAAAAUAUGGUCACUUGAAGGACCUCCACAACUUGCUCAGGUCCAUGGAGAAAAUCCUUGUCCAUGGGGAGCACAAUGACACUGCCUACGCCAAGAAUGUCACUGUCACCAAGUACACCUACGGUGGUUCCUCGGUUUGCUUCAUCAGCAACCAGCUCAACGACACGGAUGUCAAUGUGACCCUUGGCGCAACUCACCUGGUGCCAGCUUGGUCCGUCAGCAUCUUGCCUGACUGCAAGACUGUUGCCUACAACACCGCCAAGAUCAAGACGCAGACGUCAGUGAUGGUGAAGAAGGCGAACACGGUGGAGGAGGAGCCCGGAGCCUUGAGGUGGUCGUGGAUGCCUGAGAACCUGAGGCCCUUCAUGACUGACGACCGUGGCAGCUUCAGGAAGACCCAGCUCCUGGAUCAAAUUGCUGCAGCCACUGAUCAGAGCGACUACUUGUGGUACAGGACAAGCCUCGAGCACAAGGGAGAGGGAGCUUACAAGCUGUAUGUGAACACAACGGGCCAUGAGAUCUACGCUUUUGUGAACGGGAAGCUUGUCGGUCAAAACCACUCGGCUAAUGGAGCUUUCGUCUUCCAGCUCGAGACUCCGGUGAAGCUUCAAUCUGGAAAGAACUAUAUUUCACUUCUCAGCGGCACCGUCGGCCUCAAGAACUAUGGACCUUUGUUCGAGCUCAUGCCGGCGGGCAUCGCCGGCGGACCGGUUAAGCUUGUCGGCACAAAUGGCACCGAUAUUGAUCUCACCAACAGCUCUUGGUCUUACAAGUCUGGCUUGGCCGGUGAGCAGAGGCAAAUCCAUCUCGACAAGGCCGGCCACAAAUGGCGGGGCCACAACAGCAGCGGCAUCCCGGUGAACAGGCCGUUCACGUGGUACAAGACCAGCUUCGCCGCCCCGGCCGGCGAUGAGGCCGUGGUGGUGGACCUGCUCGGCCUGAACAAGGGCGCGGCGUGGGUGAACGGACACAGCCUGGGCCGCUACUGGCCGGCGUACACGGCGGCGGAGAUGGGCGGGUGCCACGUGUGCGACUACCGCGGCGAGUUCAAGGCGGAGGGCGGCGGCGUCCGGUGCCUGACGGGGUGCGGCGAGCCGUCGCAGCGGUUCUACCACGUGCCCCGCGCCUUCCUCCGCGCCGGCGAGCCCAACACGCUGGUCCUCUUCGAGGAGGCCGGCGGCGACCCGACGCGCGCCGCGUUCCGCACGGUCGCCGUGGGCGCCGUCUGCGCGGCAGCCGCCGAGGUCGGGGACGACGUGACGCUGUCGUGCGGCGGGCACGGGCGCGUGGUCGCCGGCGUGGACGUGGCCAGCUUCGGCGUGACGAGGGGAAGCUGCGGAGGGUACGAGGGCGGGUGCGAGUCCAAGGCGGCGCUCAAGGCGUUCACGGCGGCGUGCGUCGGCAGGGAGUCGUGCACGGUGAAGCACACGGGCGCGUUCGCCGGCGCCGGGUGCGAGUCCGGCGCGCUAACCGUGCAGGUCACCUGCUCAUAGCGAACAACUACUACUGGACUGGGCGGCAGUCACAAGAGCGGCAGUUGGCUUGAGUUUAUCUAGCUAGCUAGUAGUUUAUUAGCAGCAGCUCACCUUUAAUGAAUAUAAGGUGAAGCUUAGCUUAAUUACGAGUAGGUGUUAGUUAAUUAAGUGUGUUGUGCUUGGUUUGG